This is a messenger RNA of Pediculus humanus corporis (human body louse), 771 nucleotides long. RefSeq lists its product as uncharacterized. Bases 1 to 771 code for a protein of 256 amino acids. The transcript has 3 exons. Gene Ontology annotation, cellular component: mitochondrion. The record is from RefSeq and is a predicted model, not a curated record. NCBI's taxonomy places the organism in Eukaryota, Metazoa, Arthropoda, Insecta, Psocodea, Pediculidae.
AUGUAUCGGGCUUUUAACGGUAUUUAUAAAUUAAGUUUAAGAAAGAAAAUGUUUGAAUCGUCAAAAAUGUAUUACGGUAGUAAAAAAAAAAAAAUUAAAAAAAAAGCCGCCAUUGUUUUAUCCGGAUCUGGAAUGAUGGACGGUACUGAAAUUCACGAAGCAUCAGCAUGUGCCGUACAUUUAAGUAGACUCGAUAUACAACCAAAAUUUUUUUCAGUACCAUGUCCCCAAACGGAUGUUAUCGAUCAUUACAAGUUAAGUCCAACGAACGAAAUGCGUAACGCUCUUGUUGAAUCCGCACGUAUAGCACGUGGUAAAAUAUGUUCGAUAAAUAGUUUGACAUCGGACGAAGCAGACGUUCUUAUAUUUCCAGGAGGAUUUGGAGUUGCCAAAACUCUUACGACAUUUGACAAAGAUGGUGCCAAUUGUGGGGUGAACGAAGAAGUCGUGAGAGUUGUAAACGAAUUUUGCGCGUGUCGUAAACCCAUGGCUUUCACGUGUAUAGCAGCCAUAUUACCUGCAAGAAUAUUUCCAGGUGUUAAAGUAACAUUAGGUAAAAAAGGAGAUCCUAAAAAAUGGCCGCACAGUGAGGCCAUAGAUACCGUGUCGGAUAUGGGUGCUGUCGUCGAAGUUAAAAAUGUCGAUUCUUUCACAUUCGACAAACAAUUUCUCGUUUUCACCACCCCUGCUUUCAUGUACGAGGGUACAUUUUAUCAAAUAUUCGAAGGAAUUGGUAACAUGAUCGAAGCCCUACAAAAAAUAAUGCCUUAA